This is a messenger RNA of Mya arenaria, 1642 nucleotides long. Its product is annotated as cytoplasmic 60S subunit biogenesis factor ZNF622-like. Gene Ontology annotation, cellular component: preribosome, large subunit precursor. Gene Ontology annotation, biological process: ribosomal large subunit biogenesis. The transcript has 11 exons. The record is from RefSeq and is a predicted model, not a curated record. The coding region runs from base 16 to 1239 and encodes 407 amino acids. Lineage: Eukaryota; Metazoa; Mollusca; Bivalvia; Myida; Myidae. Gene Ontology annotation, molecular function: zinc ion binding; nucleic acid binding.
CGUAAUUAUUGAGUUAUGUGUCCAGAAAUGUCUAUUCGCCCAAGUAGGAAAUCUCCAUCUAUAAUUGGCACCAUAGCUUUGAGUAGAGCCAUGUCGGUGUACACCUGUAUAGCAUGUAGAGUGGUAUUCACUGAUGGUGAAACACAGAGAACCCACUACAAAACUGACUGGCACAGGUACAAUCUGAAGAGGAAGGUUGCAGAGCUGCCACCUGUCAGCGCAGAGAACUUCCGACAGAGAGCCUUGAAUGCCCAACAGACACAGGCAGAGGAGUCGGGUGGAGAGACGUUGGUUUGUGACGUGUGUAGUAAACAGUUUCGCUCACAGAAUGCCCUCGAUAAUCAUCUCAACUCUAGGAAACACAAGGAAAUUGCUGCCAAACCUAAAAGAUUGAACACCAAGAAAUAUGCACUGAAGAACAAUGAGGUCAACAAGAGUGGAAGUCAUGGUGAUAUUGAUGUUGCCAUGGCAACAGGUGGACAGGAGGAGGAGGGGGAGGAUAUUGAGACAGACAGUGACAUGGAGUCAGUGAGCAGUUUUGGUGAUGAGGAAGGUCUAGGGGUGAACCAGUGCUUGUUCUGUUGCCAUGGUAGCUCGGGGCUUGAGGAAAAUGUGCAGCACAUGACAGAGAAGCACAGCUUCUUCCUACCCGACGCAGAGUAUUUAUCAGACCUAGAGGGGCUAGUAACAUACCUCGGUCAGAAAGUGGGAGUUGGCUACAUGUGUCUGUGGUGUAAUGAGAAAGGAAAGGCAUUCCGCUCUGUGGACGCAGCACAGAAACACAUGGUGGACAAAGGGCACUGUAAAUUGCUUCAUGAAGGAGAUGUUGUCCUGGAGUAUGCAGACUUCUAUGAUUACAGGAGCAGCUACCCUGACCAUGAGGAAGUUGCUGGCAGUGAUGGUGGAGAGGAAAUGGAGGUUGAUAUUGAACCGGAUGCCCUUGCUGCAGACGGCUAUGAGCUGGUGCUGCCUUCAGGUGCUACCAUAGGUCACCGCUCCCUGCAGCGUUACUACAAACAGAACAUCAACCCCCGGUCAGUGGAGCGUGGCAGGUCUAUUUUACCUCGAAUGUUGGCCCAGUAUAAGGCCCUUGGAUGGACAGGAGCAACAGGUUCAGUUGCUGAAAGAAGAUGUAAGGACCUUGCCGCAGUACAGAGAAUUAAAAACUUAUCACGGGUGAAGCUAGGGCAGAAGGCUAACAAAUUCCAGCCACAUUUCCGCUCACAAAUUGGAUUUUAAUUGAAUAUGACAGUGACUUUUGCAUUCCUCAAUAUCAACAUGUUUCAGUCAUUUUAACGGUUGUACAUUUAAGAUUUGAUUUGAGAGACUUUUUUGUUGGUUGAUAACUAUAUUAUGGUGAACAAAGUGAUUUGUAUCUAAUAAGUAUUUAAAAGCAUUGAGCAUGUGAUUAAUUAAAAGUGACAGAAACUGCAUUUGAAAGAAGUACAAAGUACAACACUAAACAUUCGAAGAUUCACCACGCAUUGAAGGCCAUAAAUUCUCAGUAGAUUGAUGCUCUUUUACAAUUCUUAAGUUAAGAUAAAAAUAAGUCCUGCAAUGUGAACGUCUACUGAACGGAUUGAAAAAGUCAUUUCAAGAUUGUUAAAGGAUAUUUAGUUGAAAUAAACAGAAUAUUAAGUUA